Molecule: messenger RNA, 2956 nt
Organism: Cervus elaphus (red deer)
Lineage: Eukaryota; Metazoa; Chordata; Mammalia; Artiodactyla; Cervidae
Product: translation initiation factor IF-2-like
Exons: 3
Coding region: 1-753 (250 amino acids)
Source: RefSeq, a predicted model, not a curated record
AUGAUCAACCGGAGGCUGCGCCCAGAGCGCAGUGACAGCGAGGGCGCGUCCGGGCCUCCUGGCCUCGUGGCCGCGCACGGGGGCGCGCUCCGAGGGCGCGCUCCGGGCGGCGGCUGCGGCGGCGCGCGGGGCCGCCGUGGCGGGAGAAGCGCUUCCGUCGCGGGCCUGGGUGCAGGGGGUGGGAAACGCGCAGGGAGCCGGGCGGACGGGCGCGGGCUGGAGCUGGGGCGCGCGCCCGCGGGCGGCUGCUGGGAGACCCCCGCCCCCACCCCGGCUGGGAAUUCAAAAGCCCCCUCGGCCCGCCCGCGACUCCCCGGGCCAGGGGUCCCGCACCUUGGAGACCCCACCUGCCGUCCCGCUGCCUGGGCUCCGCACUCCGGCAGCCUGACCUCCCGCGAGCUCCGCCCGGAGCCCUGCGGUGGAGCGGGUCCCCCGGCGCGGAAGGGGGUCUGCAUCCGCGCCCGCCCGCGCCCAGCCACGCUGUCCCCGGGACCGCGUGCCGAAACCCGCCGCGGGGCGGACGCCAAGAUGGCUGCCGCGGGGACGCGUGCGGGCGAGGGCCGGGCGGCCGGGGGCCCCGACCCCCGCGCCCCAGCGCCUGGUCAGAGCCCGCCCGGCCCCGGCCCUGGAACGGGCCGUCUAGUAGGGAAGACACAGGCAGGUGAUGGAAGCAGUCGUGGUCCCGCUCAGAGCUGGCAUCUCAGUGCUGACCUCCUGAGCUUUCUCACUUGCCACGGGCCUCUAACCUUCUGAGAACGACAGUAGCCACAAUGUCUGCUAAGUGUGUGCCGGCGAUCCAGGUCCAUGCACUUUUACAUCACAUUCCUGCAGCCCCGUGAGGUACUUGGCCUUGCCUUCCUAAUCCCGAUGAGGAAGGAAACUCUGGAUCUCAGAGAGGUUGUGUGUCCUGCCUAAGGUCACACAGUGGGUCCUCUGUAGUCUCAGCUUAAGUGUCACUUCCUCAAAGAUGCUUUCCCUUGGCUGCCUUGCUUGACGUUGUCUCCUCCUGCACAUAUCCGUUGUUACAUUACCCCUUUGAUUUUUCAGUAAGAGAAUUUGUCACCAGUUGGAAUGAACUGCUGACUUCCUUGUUUGAGUCUCUGCUUGUGGUCAGGGCCUCUGCUCGUCUUGCCCAUCUAUCUGUUCCCUGCACCAGGGCAGCCCUCAUUGAAUAUUUGUGAGGGCCUGAAUGAAAAAGCGUAGCAUGGGUGACUUCAGAGCUUGGACACUGAAUCACUCCAUGAGCCACUCACUGCCUUCUGAACCCCCAUAGCAUUUUGUUUGUACUUAUCUCAAAGUUGUAAUCUCUCUUCUGCCUCCUCCUCUAGAUUUUUCCUUGCAUACCUCUAGCUUGUCUCUUCCUGCGCCCACCCCCAGUUUGUUGAGCUGCUUCCUUGUUUCAGGCCUUGUAAUAGGUGUGAGAUGGAUAUGCAAGUGAAUAAGGAAGCUUUGCCACUCUUGUGGUGUUGAACUUGGACUUGCCAUGUAAGACUGACUUGCCAUAUGAGAGCCAUAUAAGAUGAGAGGGAAUCUGGGUCAAUGAGGCUCCACCAGGAGGCUCUGGGACCUCAAGCAGCUCCUUUAUCCCCUGAGGACUGUGGGUGUCUGGUUUGUAAAAAAUGAUGGUGUUUGGAGAGGUGGAUAUAUCAGUUUCUCUCCAGCUCUAAUAUAUAAUUGCUCUAAGUCUGUAUUCAAGGGUUCAGUUGAGUGUGCAAGCAUUUAAAGUCCCAUGGACUUUCAGGAAAGUGUUGAUACCUGAGUUGCAGUUGUCAGAGAAAAAGCUGUAGCUAUAAUUCAGAAUCAGGAAAAUAUUUAGAAUGCUUUUAAUAGUCUGUAGAAGUUUUAUGAAAUCCCAUGUGGAUGAGUAUAGGAGGAAGCGGAGAGGACAGCACCAGCAGCAGUGACCCUUAGAACAGAUACAUCAUACAGCUCCUUUGUUCUCUGAUGCCUUGGAAUGAAGGAUAGCCUCUAACCUACUAAGCAAGCAGUGGUUAGAUGCAUUCGAUUAGAGUAUAGAUGUGAGUGGGACAAACCUUUUGUUUGAGGUUAAAGGUAAGCAGUCAGCAGGCAGUCGUUUCUUUAAAGGCUGACGAUGGCCUCAACAUUGAAAAGUUAUUGUCAGAAUACAAAUCAAACCUACAGUUAGUUAACUUAAUUAUACAAAGUUCAAAAUUAUUAAGUUUUUGAUUACUUAUUACUUUGUGAAAUAGACAGUAUAUAUAAUCUGUGACUUAAUUCUUUAAAGUAGGUGGUAAAAUGUGCAACUUGGUAUGUCCAAAGUACUAGAGUUUGGGAGUAUUUUAUUAUUUUCAUAGGCUGAUACCACUAUCUCAAGUAUAAACCAGUAGAAUUUUUUUUUUUAAUGGAUAAGAACUUCACUCAUCAUAAGAAAUUGAUUAAGAAACUCAAAGGUGAUCUUGAGGACCAUCGAAAUAUGAACAAUGAUUAUAUUGUCACCUGUGUGUUUUGAAGUUCAGCUAAGAAUGGGGUCUUCCUUGUGAACUGGGAGGUGGGGGGCGGAAAUGGUGGCAGGGAGACAGACAGAAGGCAGUCAUUCCCCCAUGGCUUCUUGAUUCUACAUGGGCCCUAUGUCUUCAUGCAGACCUCUCCCUGAAACAGAGGAAGGUAUGCCACAGAAAGUCAUUGCUGAGAUUUGAAAGAAUCUGCUUCUCGGCACAGGAUUCAACUUUCUGUCCUAUAAAUUCAUCUCCUGGGUGGCCACACCCAUAAGAAAGGAAUGCUGUGUGCUAAUGACUAUGUCAAAGCCAAAUUAGGAAAUGUGCUUCUUAAAUAAAUGUUAUUGCUGUUGCCAGACACAUCACUUUUGGCCUCACAAGGGUCUGGAGUGAAAGAAAGCGUUAGUUGCUCAGUCGUGUCCGACUGUUUGCAGCCCUAUGGACUGUAGCCCUCCAGGCUCCUCUGUCCAUGGGAGUCUCCAGGCAGGAAUACUAGAAUG